AGCGGUAAGAAUGGUAAUGGUGCCCGCGAUGCAAAACAGUUUGCUUCUCCAGCCUCUGCUCUCAGACACAGAAUAUAAAGUUACAGUCACUCCCAUCUAUUCCGAUGGGGAAGGGGCCAGUUUAUCAGUCCCAGGAAAAACCUUGCCACUGUCUGCUCCAACAAACCUGAGGGUCUCCGAGGAAUGGUAUAACCGAUUGCGCAUUAGCUGGGAUGCCCCUCCAUCACCCACAAUGGGAUACAGGAUUGUAUACAAACCUGUGAACAUCCCUGGGCCAGCCCUAGAGACCUUUGUGGGAGAUGAUAUCAGCACCAUUCUUAUUCUGAAUUUAUUCAGUGGAACUGAAUACAGCAUUAAAGUAUUUGCUUCAUACUCAACGGGAUUCAGCGAUGCUUUGGCGGGUGUGGCCAAAACAUUGUACUUGGGAGUGAUGAAUUUGGGGGUUUAUCAGGUCCGCAUGACAAGCCUAUGUGUCCAUUGGCAGCUUCAGAGGCAUGCAACUGUAUACAGGACAGUGAUAGAAUCUCUUUUUGAUGGGACAAAGAGGGAAGUACUACUGGGGGGUGGGACCCCAAGGCAUUGCUUCUUUGACCUUAUUCCUGCCACCAAGUAUAAAGUCAGUGUUUAUACGCAGCUGCAAGAAAUAGAGGGCCCUGCUGUUAGCAUCAUGGAGACAACGUUACCAUUCCCCACUCAACCACCGCCAACUCCUCCACCUACUACCCCACAGCCUACAAUUCCUCCUGCAAAGGAAGUUUGCAAAGCUGCGAAGGCCGACCUGGUGUUUUUGGUGGAUGGUUCAUGGAGUAUUGGAGAUGACAAUUUCAACAAAAUAAUUGCCUUUCUGUACAGCACUGUGGGAGCCCUUGACAAAAUUGGCCCUGAUGGAACACAGGUAGCAAUUGCUCAGUUCAGUGACGAUCCCAGGACAGAAUUUAAGCUGAAUGCCUACAGAAGUAAGGAGACUCUCUUGGAGGCCAUCCAGCAGAUAGCAUACAAAGGAGGAAACACCAAAACUGGCAAGGCAAUUAAGCAUGCUCAGCAGGCCUUAUUCACCAUUGAAUCGGGGACCAGAAAGGGAAUCCCGAAGGUUCUGGUAGUGAUCACAGAUGGGCGGUCACAGGACGAUGUGAACAAAGUCUCCAGAGAGAUGCAACUAGAUGGGUUCAGUAUAUUUGCCAUUGGAGUGGCAGAUGCUGACUAUUCAGAGCUGGUAAACAUCGGCAGCAAACCAAGCGACAGGCACGUCUUCUUUGUGGAUGACUUCGAUGCCUUCAAGAAGAUCGAAGAUGAACUGAUCACUUUUGUUUGUGAAACGGCGUCAGCAACCUGCCCACUGGUUUAUAAAGAUGGCAACAGUCUUGCAGGAUUUAAAAUGAUGGAGAUGUUUGGUUUGGUUGAAAAGGAGUUUGCAACUGUGGAAGGGGUUUCCAUGGAGCCUGGAACUUUUAAUGCAUACCCUUGUUACAGCCUACAUAAAGACGCCUUGGUCUCCCAGCCAACCAAAUACUUGCACCCCGAGGGGCUUCCUUCAGACUACACCAUUACUUUUCUCUUCCGUAUACUGCCUGAAACACCCCAGGAACCGUUUGCUCUCUGGGAGAUUUUAAAUGAAGAAUACGAGCCAUUGGUUGGAGUGAUAUUAGACAAUGGCGGAAAAACCCUGACUUUCUUCAAUUAUGACUACAAAGGUGAAUUCCAAACUGUAACAUUUGAAGGACCUGAUAUAAAGAAAAUAUUUUAUGGAAGUUUCCAUAAGUUGCAUGUCAUUAUCAGCAAAACGGCUGCUAAAAUAGUGAUUGACUGCAAACAAGUGGGCGAGAAAGCAAUCAGCGCAGCUGGCAAUAUCACCUCUCAAGGGAUCGAAGUAUUGGGAAGAAUGGUCCGAUCCAGAGGACCGAGGGACAAUACUGCACCGUUCCAGUUGCAAAUGUUUGAUAUCGUUUGUACGACUUCAUGGGCUAAUAGAGAUAAAUGCUGUGAACUUCCUGGAUUGAGAGAUGAAGAAAGUUGCCCCUCCCUCCCUCAUGCUUGUUCCUGUUCUGAAACGAGCAAAGGUCCUCAGGGGCCACCUGGGCCACCGGGUGGACCAGGCCUCAGAGGUCCAAAGGGUAACCGUGGCGAAUAUGGCCCAAAGGGGCCGGAUGGACCACGAGGUGAGAUUGGAGCUCCUGGUCCUCAAGGACCUCCUGGGCCACAAGGGCCAAGUGGACUUUCUAUUCAAGGACUUCCGGGACCAAUUGGUGAAAAAGGAGAAAAGGGAGAAGAUGGUCGUCCUGGCAUACAGGGUGUCAUGGGACCCCCGGGACCCCCAGGACGAGAUGGAAGCCAGGGCCCACGGGGCCUACCUGGGAAAGAUGGGCCUACUGGACCACAAGGGUCCACAGGACCUGCGGGGAUACCUGGUGCUCCAGGUGUGCCGGGAGUUAUGGGGAAUGCUGGAAAACAAGGAGACGUUGGGCCCCCUGGACUUCCUGGACUAAAAGGCGAGAGAGGAGAACGCGGAGACCUUCAGUCCCAUGCAAUGGUGCGGGCAGUAGCUCGUCAAGUGUGUGAACAGCUGAUCCAGGGACACCUGGCCAGAUAUAACUCCAUCCUAAAUCAGAUUCCAAGCCAAUCUGUGUCAACAAGAACUAUCCCCGGGCCUCCAGGUGAACCUGGUAGGCAAGGGCUGCCUGGACCUCAAGGAGAACAAGGAUCUUCAGGAAGACCAGGGUUUCCUGGCAGUUCUGGCCAGCCUGGAAGACCUGGUGAAAGAGGUUUACCAGGAGAAAAAGGCGAGAGAGGUAGUCCCGGUGUUGGAACACAAGGACCUCGGGGUCCCCCAGGUCCUGCAGGACCUCCAGGUGAGAGUCGAACGGGUAGCCCAGGUCCUCCUGGCUCUCCAGGCCCAAGAGGGGCAACUGGUCACACAGGUGCUCCUGGGUCACAGGGUACAGCAGGGCAACCCGGAUACUGUGACCCUUCUUCCUGUGCUGGUUAUGAAACAGGAGGUUCAUUUCCUUACAAUGGCUACCAAUACAGAACGUGAAAGACACUGAUUCGGGUGGAUACGGGGAUCCAACUGAUGAAGAUAUCCCAGUCGUGCCAUUGCCGCAUAACUCCUACCAGCACUAUGACCCUGAGGACCUUUACGAUGGGGAACAGCAGCCCUAUCUCGUUCACGGG
Euleptes europaea (tarantolino) is the source of this 3168-nucleotide messenger RNA. RefSeq names its product collagen type XIV alpha 1 chain (gene COL14A1). Gene Ontology annotation, cellular component: interstitial matrix. Lineage: Eukaryota; Metazoa; Chordata; Lepidosauria; Squamata; Sphaerodactylidae. Gene Ontology annotation, molecular function: protein binding. Bases 11 to 3031 code for a protein of 1006 amino acids. The transcript is spliced from 31 exons. The record is from RefSeq and is a predicted model, not a curated record.